AUGGCGCUGCCCGGGCCGCCCGAGCAGCCCCGCGGCGCGCCCCGCCGGGCGCCCGGGCUGCUGGAGCUGGGGGCGCUGUGCCUGGACUCGGACAUCGUCCUGGGCUUCACCAGCCACCUCCUGCGGCGGCGCGCCAAGGUGAGGCGGCGCGGGCGCGGCGCGGGGCGGAGCGCGGCCUGGCGGCGGGCUCGGGCCGCCCCCAUCGGGCCCGUCCCCGUCCCCGCUGCGUCCUGGCGGAGGCGGCUGGACCGCGGCGCGGGGACUGGGCCCCGCCGCGCCGGGCCGGUGGGCGAGGCGUGGAGACGGAGGCGGCUCCCGUCCCGCAGGCACCGGCCUCGGCGGGGCUGGGUCCGGCCCGGGGCCCGGCGGGCGGGAGCGGGCCCUCCCCACGCGCCGCGGCCGUGCGUGUGGGACCGAAGUUGCGGGUGUGGCCGGCCCUGGUCUUAG
Molecule: messenger RNA, 447 nt
Organism: Pipistrellus nathusii (Nathusius's pipistrelle)
Lineage: Eukaryota; Metazoa; Chordata; Mammalia; Chiroptera; Vespertilionidae
Source: the annotation of a GenBank genome assembly